Molecule: messenger RNA, 1739 nt
Organism: Astrephomene gubernaculifera
Lineage: Eukaryota; Viridiplantae; Chlorophyta; Chlorophyceae; Chlamydomonadales; Astrephomenaceae
Source: the annotation of a GenBank genome assembly
GUGAGCAUAUCCCUGUAUGCAUGGUGUGAUUGUUACUUAAUAAGUCUUUAUACAGACACUUGGCUUACCUCGAAAAUGCUGUCCAUUGCGGACAAGAGCGCUGCAUCGCUUCAACGUUGCGAUGCUCGGCGGAUGCCAUGCAAGCAUAGUAACUAUAUAGUGUCAAGCGCUCUUACGCAUAGACCACACGGACAGAGAUUAAAAGUACAGGCACGCGCGAGUGAUGACCUAUCGGAGGGGAGUUCCCUAGGCAGGGCGCUUAUUGACCGUCGGCGUCUUCUUGCUGGAGCAGCAGCAUCUGUAGUAACGUUUGUUGGUUGCCCCUGCCCACUCUGCAAGCCCGGGGAAGCAAAAGCCUCCAGCUGGAGCUAUGGCGAGAUAGCGGGCCCGCCGACGUGGAAGGGCGUUUGUGCGACUGGUAAGCAGCAAUCCCCAGUGAACAUUCCGGUCAACACAUCGGCUCCCAAAGUCGAGGCGGAGAUGGGCGAAUUCGACUUUGCGUAUGGCAGCUUCGACGGCUGCAACGUGCUGAACACGGGGCAUGGGACCAUGCAGGUUAACUUCCCGUCGGGCAACCUAGCAUACAUUGGCAACAUGGAGCUGGAGCUUUUGCAGUUCCACUUCCACGCGCCCUCUGAGCAUGCCAUGGAUGGCCGCCGCUUUGCAAUGGAGGCCCACCUCGUGCACAAGAACAAGGAAUCAGGCAAUCUGGCGGUGUUGGGUGUGAUGUUGGAGCCCGGCGGCCUCAUCCGCAACCCCGCGCUGCAGACGGCGCUGGAGGUGGCGCCCGAGGUGCCGCUGGCCAAGCUGUCCUCGCCGCGAGCCAUCAACCCGCUUAUGCUGCUGCCCAAGAAGACAAAGGCGGGGAGCAGGCCGUACGUGCACUACGCGGGGUCGCUGACCACGCCCCCCUGCUCCGAGGGGGUGGACUGGUUCGUGUUCAUGCAGCCCAUCAGGGUGCCGGAUGGCCAGAUCCUGGACUUCAUGCGCUACGUGGGCGACAAAAAGACCUACGCCACCAACACGCGCCCGCUGCAGCUGCUCAACAGCCGGGUCAUCGAGUACGAGCUGUGAGCUGCUGGGGGCAGCGGUGAUGUUGGGGGGGACAGGAAUGGGGGGGGGACGCAGCCCCCUGUUGGGCGGCAGCAAUGUGGCAUGGGGCAGCCUGGCAAGAGGAGGGGGUGGGCAGCUGGAGGGUCAGCGGAGCAGCGGCGGCAGUGUCUGGAGGAGGAGGAGGCAGUGCCCCCGGCUGCCGGUUACUGCGAGCGCUCGUUGCCUGGGGCGCGCGGCGAGGGGUGGUGGACCUUGAUGUCCCUGCCGCUGGGGAGAGUCGAUGUCUCGAAUUGCGACCCGCGCGGAACCGUUUGGGUCCGCGGGAACGAAGGGAGUUGCCUUAUUUUUGGCUCUAGGGGAUGGUCCUCGGUAGGAGAAGACACAGCGCAUGUCUUGUUGAUCUACCGUACCGCGGCGUAUGGCAGCAUAAGGACAAUGGAGUAGGCUGCAUGUGUGUCGGGGCGGAGAACGUGGCUUACAACUUACGAACAGUUACAUGUGAAGUUAUGCCAAGCACUUCGUUGCGGCUAAAGCGGGGAGGGGCAUGGAUGUAAUGCUAUCGUGUGGGACGCGGCUGUUGACGAUACCGGUAAAAGCACGGGCGCGUAGGUGAUGAAACAUGGGGUGGGUGUUGGGAGCGGACCUCGUGAUCUGGGUGCUUGAUGAUCCCCACCGUACUACCCGGG